AUGUCUGGUGACCAUGACUUUCGCAUGGAUGAUGUUGACAUCUUACGAGAGCACCCAGUGAGACGAGGACCAAAACCAAAGAAAAUUCAUUGGAAACAACGGGUUCAUACAACAGAUGGUGGAGCCUCAACUGCUGAAGAACCAGAAGUGAAAAGGCGAGCAGAAGUGUUGGAUGAACAUGGGAAAAUUGGUGUCACCAUCUCCAAGACUGCCAAGACACAAGAACGACAAGAUGCUGGGAAAAAAAACGAAUCUUUCUUCAAUCAAUACCUCCUCUGA
Molecule: messenger RNA, 279 nt
Organism: Darwinula stevensoni
Lineage: Eukaryota; Metazoa; Arthropoda; Ostracoda; Podocopida; Darwinulidae
Source: the annotation of a GenBank genome assembly